Fusarium tjaetaba is the source of this 1197-nucleotide messenger RNA. RefSeq lists its product as uncharacterized. NCBI's taxonomy places the organism in Eukaryota, Fungi, Ascomycota, Sordariomycetes, Hypocreales, Nectriaceae. The record is from RefSeq and is a predicted model, not a curated record. The transcript has a single exon. Bases 1 to 1197 code for a protein of 398 amino acids.
AUGUCACCCGAGGACGGGCAAGAGACAUUGGGAAGUUCUGAUGUGAUUGUUUGGCAUGAUCAAACCGACAAUGCCAAAACCUCUCGGCCCAAUCAGGAGCGUCUCAAACCAGAUGUUGGCCAUGAUAUUUCGCUUUUCCCAAACCCAAUUACCAUUCUCCCUCCUCUGGUACCACUCAUAGAUGAGAUCACUGGUCGAGGGAGAAUCAUAUCGUUAUUCACCCCAGAGCCUUAUCCUCAAACCCCAAGCCAGCCGUCUCCAAAUUUACAGUCGCUCUACACUUCACCUCCCAUUAGUACUUCCUUAGUACCGGUGCAGUUAUCCCGGAAUAUACCUGUGUACACAAACAAUACUUUGAAGGAGCGCGCAGAGUACGAGGCAAGUCGAAUCGUUCACCAGGUCAAGACUUUUGCAGGAUCAGGGCAAACAUCUUUUAUCCACUGCUCUCAAACCAGCAACUCUACAGCAUUACGAGAUGCUUUCGCUGCGUGCUGCCUAUACACAUCUCGUAACUCGGCCAAUGCAACUCUUGUGGCAUCGGAGAUUUCACAAAGAGCCGGACUACUCAUACAGGCGACAGACACAGCAAUCGCCUUGAGUCCUCCGACUUCUCCAUCGACUAUGGGUCUCGAUCUCCUACCCUCUGUGCAGGCCAUGCUGAUAUAUCAGUGUAUCCGGCUAUUCUCGGAAGACAGCUCACUACAAGAACAGGCUGAGCAGGACGCCAAGUCACUAGCGAGAUGGGUUGACAUCUUGCAAGGACAGACCCAAGAAACCUCCUCCAGCAAUCCAAAGCCUAAUCAUUCUUGGCAAGAUUGGGUCCGCUCAGAGAGCAUUCAACGAACCCUAAUUUUUGCAGAUCUUGUCGAGAGUAUCUACACGUUCCUCAAAUUCGGCUGGUACCAACCCAGUCCAAGGCUGGCUGAGCUAGGCUUCACAGGCCACGCAUCCAUAUGGAACGCAAGGUCACGGACGGAGUGGCAACAAGCCAGAGAGCAAAAGACCUGGCUGAGGUUGGAGAUGUCAACGUUCCGCCACAGCGUCAAGGGGGUUUCUUUGGAUACGCUUGAUGAAUUGGGGAUUAUGAUCUUGGGUAGCUAUGAGGGCUUUGAGGUGUUGAAGAAGUGGGCUGGUGAAGAUAGGAAAUUGCUUGAGAGAUGGGGGUUAAGCCCGGGAGGUAAUAACCCUUUCGCAUAG